CGAGUCCGAGGCUGUGCUCCUUCCUGCUGCUCACACACUGGGCUUUUUCCCCAGGAGGACAGAGCUCACCAGCUCCUUUCUUGCUACAUUGACCACAGGAGCUCACAGUGUCUGCAUUUCUUGGGGGAGGACAUCUGUGCGAAGCGUUCCUGUGCUGACAUCUAAUGGGAGCACUGCAACAGACAGCAUUUUCUGAUAUUUUAUAGGAAGCGUUUGGAUCUGGUCUCUGUCCUGAGCUGUGUCUUCGGUGGCAUCCAGCCAUGGGUCAGUGCUCACCCUCCCGUGCAUCUCGUCAAAAGGCUCAUGAUUUGGUCUCCGACUUUGGAAAGUUCUCUGAGAAGUUCCACCUAGAAACAAAAAUCAUCUCUCAGGAAACCAUCACUUUGAUUCAAUCAUCCCUGAAGGCGGGGGACUUUCAGAAGGCUAUUACUGCGAUCAGUGAGGCGUUGAGCGACAUUGAGAAUGCCCCACUGAGCAUUGCUGUGACUGGGGAGACCGGGUCAGGGAAGUCCAGUUUCAUCAAUGCGCUGCGUGGGGUUGGGCAUGAGGGAGAAAGUGCUGCCCCCACUGGGACGUUGGAGACCACCAUGGAGAGAACUCCAUACAGAAAUGAGAAAUUUGUCAGCGUGACAAUAUGGGACCUGCCUGGCUUGGGGUCAACUAGCUUUAAACCACAGAAAUAUCUAAAGAAAAUGAAGUUUAAUGAGUAUGACUUCUUUAUUAUCAUCUCUGCUACACGCUUCAAAUUAUAUGAUACAAAACUGGCCAAAGCAAUUGGAAAAAUGGGGAAGAAUUUCUACUUUGUUCGAAGUAAAGUAGACAGUGAUUUGGACAAUGAACGAAGGAGUAAACCAACGACAUUCAAUAAGGAAAAAAUCCUGAAAGACAUUCGAGAUGACUGCAAGAAACAGCUAGAGAAUGCCAAGAUGAGUCACCCUCGGGUCUUCUUGGUCUCCAACAUUGAUGUGUCUGACUAUGAUUUCCCAAACCUGGAGAUGACACUUCUGAGGGAGCUCCCAGCCCAGAAGCGCCACAUCUUCAUGCUCUCCCUGCCCAGUGUCACUGAGGCUGCCAUUGACCUGAAGAGGGACUCCCUGAGGCAGAAGGUGUGGCUGGAGGCACUGAAGGCUGGAGCAACAGCCACCUUCCCUUUGGUGGGUAUGAUCAAUGAUAUAGAUCUGGAGAUGCUGGAGGAGACUUUAACCCUGUACCGGUCUUACUUUGGCCUGGAUGACGCAUCCCUGGAAACCAUAGCCAACGAUUUGCACGUGUCAGUGGAGAAACUCAAGGAAAAUCUCGAGUCUCCACAUUUGUUGUCUGUCAAGAAGGGUAAUGAGUCCGUGAAGGACAGACUGCUGAAGUUUAUUGAGACACUUUGCUCAGUCACUGGGGGCCCCAUUGCCACAGGCAUUUACUUUACAAAAACCUUCUAUUUGCAAAAUCACUUCCUUGAUACUGUGGCUAAGGAUGCCAAAACUCUCCUUAAAAAAGAGGAGCUUUUCACAGAAAAGGUGGGCUCUUCCAAGGUCUAACACCUUGUAUAUUGGGAAACAAAAUCGGAAUGAUGAGGACCAGACCCCACCACAUCCUCGGUGCUGGCCGGGCCUUGCCAGCCGGCCUCAUAGUUAAGAGCUCCUCUAAGCAGGCCUGGUAUUCCUGCCCCAAGUAAGGACCCCUGAUGUCUCCACACUCUCAGCCCUGGAGCAACCUUCACCUUAGUGCCUUUCAUGCAAAAUGUAGGAUCAGCUAAAAGACUCACUUGAAUUCUGCCUGGGGAAAAACAAGGAAGGAGAUCUGGAAUUUAAUGCUGAGAAACACAGGCAUGUCAGUGGUCCAGCUACUCUGCAUCCAAGGCUGGGUACCAUAGUUAUAAUAGUGGCAUUUGGUGUCUCAAUGCUUGGCACCCAGAAUAGGCUCAAUACGUGUUUGAUGUUCACACAAAUCCAGUCAAUAGUAUUAAUUCUUGAGGGUUCCUCCUGAUAUGUCCAUCUGAGGGUUCCUCUGUUGUCCUUCCAGAACUUAUCAUGUUAUUUCACAAGCUUCUGCAGUGUAACAAGGAUCAGGAUGUAGUAUAAGCCCUGGUAGUGGUUUUUCUUAUUUUUUAAGUAUGAGUGUGUGGGUAAAAUUGCAGUAUUUCUAGAAUCUCUUGCCUGUCCUUAGUGCACCUCCAUAUCAAUAGGUGUUUCCAAGGAGUGGAGAGAAGUAGUCCUUCUCCAUAUCAAUCGGUGAUUACAAGGGGGAGCAGGGCAUAUCUGGACUGGAAAGGUUGGAUAGGGUCCCUUUUUCUGCAGCCAAGUCAUGAGAGACACAGGCAAGCAGGAGUGGACGACUACUUGUAAGCAAUAACAAGUUUCUCCCACUUUAUUUCUCCCUUUGACUGAUUUCGGUUUCAAAGGUAUUCUGACCUAGGCUGGGAAAAUAUUCUCCCCCCAGAGUUACAGAGUGCAUGAUUUAGGCUUGGCUGAUGUGACCAUUUCAAAGAUGCUUAUUUCAAAUAAGCACAGUGCUAACCACAUAACUGGAUGGAGAACUUACCCAAGUUUAUUGUGUUAGCCUAAAGUGUGGUGUGUAAUUUUCAGCUUUUAAAAGUAAUAAACCUUUUUUUUUUUCAA
Manis pentadactyla (Chinese pangolin) is the source of this 2612-nucleotide messenger RNA. RefSeq names its product T-cell-specific guanine nucleotide triphosphate-binding protein 2-like. The transcript has 2 exons. Gene Ontology annotation, molecular function: GTPase activity; GTP binding. Gene Ontology annotation, cellular component: endoplasmic reticulum membrane. The record is from RefSeq and is a predicted model, not a curated record. NCBI's taxonomy places the organism in Eukaryota, Metazoa, Chordata, Mammalia, Pholidota, Manidae. The coding region runs from base 261 to 1532 and encodes 423 amino acids. Gene Ontology annotation, biological process: defense response; cellular response to interferon-beta.